UUGUAUAUCACACCUUGAAGUCUGAAUUUGCAAGAUUCUUCUGGGAGUUUUUAACAAUAUUGAUACCAGAUAGUGCAUGAGAUUUUGGAAGGAUCAGGAUCAGUUCCAGGAUGCUGAAGCAGAUCCUGCAGGACCUCUGGGUCCACCCGGAUAUCCUGGCAGAGCUUGAUGACCAGCAGAAGCAGACACUGUUCUGCAGGAUGAGAGAGGAGCAAGUGAGGAGGUGGAAACUUUGGGAUCAGGAGGAUCAGAAGAGACCAGCAAAAAUCAUCAGGGAUCAGAAGAGAAAUAAGAAGAAUGUUCAGUUCCUGAUGGACACAGAGGGAGAGCCAUGGACUUGGGUGAUGGGGGAACACCCGGAUGAUAAGAGUAUAGAACAGAUACUGGAGGAGGAAGCGAGGGAGGCUGCAAGACAACUGGCAGAGAGAGAGGCUCAACAACUCAGGUUAUCAGUGGAGGCAGAGUUGACGGAGUUGUUAGACCUGAACCAGAAGCAGUUGGCGGCCAUGGAGAAGGCUCAUCAGACUGAGGCUGAGGACAUAUACUGCUCUGUCAAUGAUAUAAAAGACAGGAUCAAAGUCCCCAUCUCUCCCUUACCUAGAGACGCACUGCAGGAGAUAUCACUGAAUAAGCCUCAUAAAGUUUCUCAGAGAGUAGCCAUGUGGGAAAAGAAAGUCAUGGAAGAGAGGACGUCACAGAUCUUCAAAGGCAUUCAGAAGAAAAAGUUGGAAGCAGCCAAAGAAGCAGAAGAGGCAGAGCACAAACACGAACAAGUGUGGAAAGAACAAGAAAAGAAAGCCAAAGAAGCAGAGCAGAAGAUUAGAGAGAUUGCUAGGAUCGCAAGAGAAGAACACAGAAGAGCGUCUGUGAUGGAUGUUGAAAUGGAUGUGCCACAACCAAACAGUCCCACUCCAAUAAAACCACUGACACCUGAACAGUUGGAUCUCGCCAACCCAAAACCUCCAAGUAAAGAAGCCAUCAUAGAGUGGUUCCGAUCCAGCGAGCUUGCAAGACGAGCUGGCUUAGAACGACACAGAAACACUGUAGCUCCAUGGUUCCAUGGACUGAUCUCACGGCAAGAGGCUGAAGCCUUGUUGAGUCCCAUGCCUGUCGGGUGUUUUCUUGUCCGGGUGUCUGAAAGGAUAUGGGGCUACGCCAUCAGCUACAAGGACACAGACCGCUGCAAACACUACCUCGUGGACGCUUCCAACGGCCAUUACCAGUUCCUUAACACCAACCAGAUCGCUCACAACUCUUUAGGUGAACUGAUCGAGUACCACAGUAGCCAGCCUAUCACAGUGCUGGGUAGGGAGUUACUGUUGUUACCAUGUGUGAGGAGUGAAGCGUUGCCAGCCAUAUGUCAAGGUCUCGGAGGUCUAGACCACUCACGGUGAUCUCACACCUCGUAUUUGUAUUUAUUGAACUGUCAACUCAUUUUAUAAUUUUGUACAUAACUUUGUAAUUUAUAAGCCCACAAGUGUUAUAGUGUUUGGUUUAACUGUUAGUGACAUUUUGAUAUUUCCAAGUUUUUACCUUUCCUACUACGUACGUGCAUGUUGAAUAUGAUUGUUUUUGUGAGACUGUAAUUUAGAACCAAAUGUGUUAGUUUUAAGUGUUGAUCAUGUUGUACCAUUUACUCAUAUGACUGUCAUUAGAUGGUGCAAGAGAAAAAAUACAAUAUAGUUAUUCUUGGUUCACAAGAAUUGUUAAUGUAAAUCAUUCAGGUUAAAAUACAAUUUUGCAAUCCAUUUAUGUUUUUGUAUGAUGUCAAAAUGAAUCAGUCAAAUGUAAGGUAUGAUAAUGUAUUAAUUUGCUUUAAUGUUGUAAAUACCUAUAUAGUGAUAAUCUGUAAAGUGAUUUAGUCUAUCCAUAUUUAUGCUAAUGCAUUUUAUAACAAGAUUAAAAAGAGCUGUGCCUUAUACAAA
Messenger RNA from Macrosteles quadrilineatus (aster leafhopper), 1925 nucleotides. RefSeq names its product SH2 domain-containing protein 4A-like. Gene Ontology annotation, cellular component: cytoplasm. The transcript is spliced from 9 exons. NCBI's taxonomy places the organism in Eukaryota, Metazoa, Arthropoda, Insecta, Hemiptera, Cicadellidae. The record is from RefSeq and is a predicted model, not a curated record. Bases 111 to 1394 code for a protein of 427 amino acids.